UCCUACUAAUCUGGUGAAUUCACGGCGCGAUUGGAUAGUUCAAUUUAAUUGUGGAUGAGUUAGUGGUUCCAGAAUAAUUGAUCGGCGGUAAAGUUGAAAAUAUAAUUGGAUUGGAACGAGCCACUGGUCCAUUGGACUUCGGCAUUUAGACUGAGCUAGUUUCCGGCUUCGGAUAUUGUCGUAAUUUUUUUCACAAUUUUCCCUUUGGGCCAGAUCUCAGUGCAGUGGAAAGAAAAAAGUUUCAAAAAAUUUUACUGGCUAGAAAAAAUCAGAAUUUAUAAUCUUCUCUACCACUGGGUGUGAAUGCUUAUGGAUUGUAAUAAUGACAUUAUUGAUAAAAAAUAGACCGACAAAUGGACAAACAAAAACGUUUUUAAGCAUAUAAACUAAUCUGAAUCAAAAUACUUGAUUAACUUGACUAUUUCUGUAAGAGUACGGUCUACAAUGGACGCGAAAAAGUCGCUAAAGGAAUGUCAUCCACAAAAGUACUACCUCACAUUUCUGUUCAGAGUCAUCUAUUACUUGGGAAUGGGCGAUUGUUGGUACGAGAAGACAGAACGCAGCAGGACCCACAAAAUCUUGUACGGCAUUUGGGCGUUCAUUUAUAACAGCUACCUAAUUCUUAAUACUAUCAACCAGGUUACUGCUAACUUCAGAUCAGAUUUGACUGUUAAAGAGAAAAAUGAUAUGAUCCAAUUUACUUUUGCACAUCCAUGCUUCUGCGUCAAAUACAUGAUUUUGAUAUUUCAAAAAGAGCGCGUGCGAAAUUUAUUUAAACGUAUGAUGGAGGGUAACAGAUCUAUUUACUCUUCUAUAGAUUUAGAUAAAGAGAGUGUUAGAAAGGCUAUUAUUUAUUCUAUCUGUUUGGCUGUCAUCACAUUAUGGACCCUCUUGUUUGCCCUUAUGGACGGGAUAUUUACUUAUAUCUCAGAAGGCAUUCCGAUACGAACAGAAGUGGUUCUGUACCCGACCAGACACAAUUCUGGCUUUUUCGUCAAUAUACUCCGCUUCUUGGUGGAACUUCACUGGUGGUGCAUCAUCACCAACAUGCUCGUGGCCGACUGUCUUUGUGUUUCUACAUUGAUAUUCUCGGGCUAUAAAUUCAAAAUAGUCACGAUGUACUUCAAUAAUUUGAGGAAGAAAACCCGAAAUAAGAUUGGGACUAAAAGCAGGUUGGCUUUGAGAGACGAUUUUGAAAAAGAUUUCAAGCUCGGAAUCCAGUUACAUGAAGAGGCUUUGUGGUGUGCUGGGUACGUACAAUAUGCCAUCGGGAAUCUUUACAGCGUCCAAGUCUUCGAGACUAUCACUUUGCUGGUCAUGUGCCUCGUCAAGCUUGUGACAAACGAGAGGAACUUGACAUUCCUUAUAGCAGUCCUGACGUACAUCUGCUGCUUGUUCGCGAUGACCUUAGCUUAUUUCAGUGCCGCUGGUGACGUCACAUACCACGCGUCGACAGUGAGCACGUCGAUGUUCCACUGCGGCUGGGAGUUUGUGGCCGGGAGUAAGUCGCUGCGGACGAUGGCGGUGGUGGCGAUACAGCGAAGCCAAGUGCCGGUCUACAUGACUGCCUUCGGGGUCAUGCUGCUGUCCUACUCCAACUUCAUAUCGGUGAUACGUUCUUCAUACUCAUUCUUCGCUGUAAUGUAUUAGCAGCUGUCACCACUAUUAAUCAUAAUGUUAAUAAGUAAUGUUAUUAAUUUUAAUAUGGAAAUAAAUCAAUCAAAUAUAGCAUGAUGUAAAAAAUUGUUUAAUCUCUUCGCGAUCGCAGCUUGUGGGCUUUUAGUGGCCGCCACUAGUUAGUGGCUUAAUGUGCGCUUGCUCUUAUGCGCUUACCACACGCACAAGCUUCACCACAGUUUGCAGGCCAAACUGGCAAGGCAAGCAUCUCGCACGAAAAAACUGUACAUUUUGUGCGUUACCACACGGCACAGUUAAGUACGCGCAAGCCUCA
Molecule: messenger RNA, 1951 nt
Organism: Chilo suppressalis (striped riceborer)
Lineage: Eukaryota; Metazoa; Arthropoda; Insecta; Lepidoptera; Crambidae
Source: the annotation of a GenBank genome assembly